Molecule: messenger RNA, 447 nt
Organism: Trypanosoma brucei brucei TREU927
Lineage: Eukaryota; Euglenozoa; Kinetoplastea; Trypanosomatida; Trypanosomatidae
Product: ubiquitin-conjugating enzyme E2, putative
Exons: 1
Coding region: 1-447 (148 amino acids)
Biological process (GO): protein polyubiquitination
Cellular component (GO): nucleus
Molecular function (GO): ubiquitin conjugating enzyme activity
Source: RefSeq, a predicted model, not a curated record
AUGGCUCUUCGUCGCAUUCAAAAGGAGCUGAAGGACCUCGAGCGGGACCCGCCUGCCAACACCAGCGGUGGACCGGUCAACGAGAGUGAUCUUUUCAACUGGAAGGCGACCAUUAUAGGCCCCGAGGACUCACCGUACGCCGGUGGCCUCUUCUUCCUAAACAUCCACUUCCCGUCGGACUAUCCCUUCAAGCCGCCCAAGUUGCAGUUCACGACGAAAAUUUACCACCCGAACAUCAACAACAAUGGUGGUAUUUGCCUCGAUAUAUUGAAGGACCAAUGGUCUCCCGCCCUCACCAUCUCGAAGGUGUUGCUCUCCGUCUGCUCGCUGCUGACAGAUCCCAACCCUGACGAUCCACUCGUGCCUGAUAUUGCCCGGCAAUACAAGACGGACCGCAAUGCCUUUAACAAAACUGCAAUGGAGUGGACGCGGCAGUAUGCUAUGUGA